Molecule: messenger RNA, 2425 nt
Organism: Rhagoletis zephyria (snowberry fruit fly)
Lineage: Eukaryota; Metazoa; Arthropoda; Insecta; Diptera; Tephritidae
Gene: IntS10
Product: integrator complex subunit 10
Biological process (GO): snRNA processing
Cellular component (GO): integrator complex
Source: RefSeq, a predicted model, not a curated record
AUUGGCAGAGAAUACUUAGAUAAAGCAAGGAUGAUAAAAUACGUCGUGGAGCUAACAUAAUACAAAAUAAUAAUUUUAUUGAGUAAUUUCAUGACCUAUACCCAAAUUCAUUCUUUAUACCCGCAUAAUCAAAGUUCAACUUCAUGGAGAGGUUAGUUUCUGAUGAACAGUAUCUGGUGUCCCAAGCUCAAAAGCUGAGGAGCACUGAUUGUGCAUCUGCCAAGGCAUGGUUGAUAACAGCUAAGACAUUGUAUCCAAAUAAUUUUAGCAUACUGUUCGAAGCAUACAAGCUGGAGAAAGAGGCGAAUAAUUUCGAAGAAGCAGCAAAGUGUUUUAGUAAUAUCGUAUUGUCUUUCCAAACCCAAAAUGUUGAGUUAUGGAAUGAAGUAAAUGAACUUACAAACGCCCUCCGUGCACCUGAAAAUGAAAUCACACCAUCACAAGAAUUUUAUGUGAAAAUGUUUCAGCAUGUUUCAUAUGAUGUGCAGCACAAAAUCUUACUUCUAACAGUUAAUAACACCGAGAACAGUAUUCAUCAAUGCAAGCUUUUAUUGCUCAUCUUAAAACGCUUUCCUCAAGCUGCUAUCACUCAUUCACCAAGAUUGCUGGAGAUGAUAGCAGAUGGUAUGAAGCAAAAUCCUCAAAAGUAUCAAGAAAUGCUCGUGGAGGAAGCGUUGCCUCUAAUUUACCACAAGACACCAGAGCUACCUCCUUUACUCGUUUGCCGGUUAUUUACGAUUUCAUUGGAGUAUUACAUACGCCAAAUAAUUGACGAUACUACCAAAUGUGAUAACAAUGAAAUAUGGAAGAAGAUUUUCCAAGUUCUCAUGCUCUGCGGUAAAAUAUUACGUUGGGAAACCUAUUUACCCUUCAAUAAAACUUGGGGGCAAAAUGUUUAUUGGGAUAAACUUAUAGAAAUUGUAUCCAUAAGCCCAGCAGGCAGUACUCAAGUGCUUUUCUAUGCUACCACUUUAUUCAUUUAUUCAUUGCACUGCUACAUCAAAAAUUGUUAUACACGAGCGGAGGAAGCUGAUAUAAAUCACGUUUUGGUUGAAGGCUUCACAGUUGAUUGGAAAGUGGAGGCUUCAGAUGUACAAACUAUGGAACCUCCGCAAAUCUCAUUGACUACGCCAAUGAGCAAAGAUAUAUCAAAAGCUUUUGUUCAUGCUGCGCAAUGUUGGCAACUUUUAAACACGGACCAAUUUCAACGCGAUUUCAGUAAACUGCUACUUACAUUACCACUAGCUGCAUGGAUAUCGCGAUUCCUCUUUGAUUUAGCUAUCUAUUUCGGUCAUAAAGAGGAGGCAAAGAAGUUGAUGUCCGAAAUGAUGGUGACUAGUAAUUUAGUGCAAAAUUUACAAUUAUUAAGUUUGAAUUUGCUCCAAGGGAAUUUAACGUUACAGGGAUUUGAGUGCAUUGUUAAAAUUAUUGCCGAAUUACCACCAACGCCAGGACAUAUUUUAGAGCAUUUAACGUUAAAAGUACCCCGCCAUAUGAUAUUUAUACCACUAACACAAAAAGCAUUAGUGCAGUACUGUACUAAAGCCAUUGUAAAUACAUUAAGUCGGAAACUCUAUGAGCCAAAUUGUCCGGAUGAAAUACUUGGCGAUUUGCUGGUCCUUCUACAACUCGAAUAUCCACGGGAAACACUUAUGGCCGAACAAAUAUUUGCACUUAUUACGUCGAGGCGGUCUUUCUCAUAUCGGUUAUUUACGACGUACAUAGUAACAAUCGAUUUUGUUGAAGAAUUUAUGCAUAUCUGGAAUUCACAUGAUGAAGAUUUUGCUUUCGAUCUGUCGCCAACACAGGCCGGUUCAAGCGUCUGUCGCAUUGGCACACGAGGUACAGACAAGGGCUCCCGAGACGAUUUCCGUUUAAUCAUCAAACAACAGAUAACAAGAGCAAAUGAAGCUCCCACGGCAUUAAUCGCAAAUUUUAUUGCACAGGAGCAUAUGCAACUGAUGCGAAACAUGUUUGGUGUUACGGUAGCAAGCGAAGGAUUUUAAAUAAAAGUCUCCUUUUCUAAGCCGGGUGUAGUAAUCAAAAAAAAUAAUGAUUUUUUUUUUACAAAUUGUAUUCAUGCCUAUUACGGUAUCUGACGGAUCUAGUCAGAUUUGCACUGUCGGAAUAAGCGAGUGCGAAGGAUUAGAUUCGUGCGAAUGGUAUCUAUCGGACCGGAAUAGGUCUGCUUCCGAGGGAUCCCAUUCUCAUGAAACUAAUCCUUCUCAUCCGCUUGUUAUGACAGUGCGAUUCGGAUUAGAUCCGUGCGAAUGGCAUUCGUCGGAUACCAUAAUAGGCACGAUUAUUUUUGCUUAAAUAUCCUAUGCAACAUGGGUAUGUUCAAGCUGGAAAUCUACUGAAAUUAUGCAAACUUUCUUACCUAACUCGGCCAAUUUUUCGCGAAGAAUUUGAUACUCUUUCAAAA